Molecule: messenger RNA, 3216 nt
Organism: Anopheles marshallii
Lineage: Eukaryota; Metazoa; Arthropoda; Insecta; Diptera; Culicidae
Exons: 5
Coding region: 1-3216 (1071 amino acids)
Molecular function (GO): polyamine oxidase activity
Source: RefSeq, a predicted model, not a curated record
AUGAAUCCGAGAAUCGUCAUCAUCGGUGCCGGAGCGGCUGGAGUGGCCGCUGCGACACGCCUCAUCGAACGGGGCUACAAGAACGUGAAGAUACUCGAGGCAGAAAAUCGCAUCGGUGGCCGUAUCCAUACCGUACCGUUCGGGGCAAACGUUGUUGACCUGGGCGCACAAUGGUGCCACGGAGAGAAAGGCAACGUAUGCUACGAGCUCGGUUCGAAGUACAACGUGUUCGACUCGAACAGUGCCCGGUACGAACGGUUCGUGCUGACCCGCUCGAACGGUGAACAGAUACCGAAGGAGCGAAGCGAAAAGUUGCUCGGCCUUAUCUGGUCGAUCCUGGAAACGCACAAGCACGAACUGACCGGGUACCGGGGUUCGCUCGGGUCGUUCAUUAUGGGGAAAUUUCGGGCCCUGCUCGAAACCGCCGAAUAUGCGGACGUUAACGAUGAUACGGCGUAUCAGGUGUUGGAGUUUUUCCACAAGUUUGAAAACUCGAUCGAAGCUUCCGACAGCUGGUUCGAUACAUCCGGGCCGGGUUAUCUGCACUACUGGGAGUGUGAUGGGGAUUUGUUGCUAAACUGGCGCGAUAAAGGCUAUCGGACGGUGUUGGAAAUAUUGAUGAAACGACAUCCACUCACUACGGCAACCGAUGCAAUCAACCUGGAGGAUUAUACGCAUUUCAACAAAACGGUCGCCAACAUCAAUUGGACCGCCGGACCGGAUAGUCUCGUAUCGAUCCGCUGCACCGACAACAGUGUGUACGAUGCAGACCACGUCAUAUGUACGAUUUCGCUUGGCGUACUAAAGGAACGCUACCAAACACUGUUCACGCCCGAUCUUCCGCCGAUCAAGCGUAACGCGAUCCAGGGACUGACGAUCGGUACGGUUAACAAGCUGUUUCUCGUGUUCGACAAACCAUUCUGGACGAAGGGCUGGCAGGGUUUGAGCCUGAUCUGGAAUCAGGCCGAUCUGGACGAGGUGCGCAAAAUGCCGGACAGCUGGAUGGAGGAUGUGUUCGGCUUUUACAUCGUAGACUAUCAACCGAACGUGCUGUGUGGUUGGAUUUCGGGCAAAAAUGCACGCCGCAUGGAACGGGCCAGCGAUGAGGAUGUACGCCGUGCGUGUAUGUUUUUGCUGCGCAAGUUUAUGAAAGGUUGUACCAUCCCGGAACCGGUACGGUUUCAGCGCACCAGCUGGUAUUCGAAUCCAAACUUUCGCGGUUCGUACACGUUCCGAUCGAUGACGACCGAUCUUCUGAAUACGUCCGCGUCCCAUCUAGCAAUUCCGCUGACGAAUACGUGCGGAAUGCCGGUCGUACAGUUUGCCGGUGAGGCUACGCACGAUCAUUACUACUCGACCGUGCACGGUGCUGUCGAGACAGGAUGGCGCGAAGCGAACCGGUUGAUCGAUCUAUACGACAGAUUGAUUCCGCCGUUCAAUCAUGGUCCGAAAGCGUACGUUGACGUGCUGAUCCUUGGGGCUGGUAUUGCCGGACUUGGAGCAGCUAAGCAGCUGCGCAAUUCGGGCAAAAGCUUCGCCAUUCUCGAAGCACAAUCGUCCCCCGGGGGACGCAUCAGUACGAAAGCACUGAAAAAGCAUCACGUCGGUGGGAAAGGCUGUCAGUUGGUUGAAGCCGGUGCCCAGUGGUUGCACGGACGACAAAAUGACCUGCACGAGAUAGCCAAGCGGAAUGGGUUACUGCGCGAGGAAACGUCCGAGGAAGGUUUGGGAGAGUUUUUGCGUGACGAUGGUUUCCGGAUAGACGACCAUCUGGUGAAGCGGGUCGACUUUAUCGUUGGUCAGAUUUUAGAACAGUGUGAAGAGUUUGCCGCCCGUACAUCCGGUGGCGAUCGUGACGCAUCCUAUCCGGCAUCGCUGGAGGCAUAUUUACGCGAGCAGUUCCGAAAGCGUACGGAGAAAGAUUUUACCGCCGAACAGAAGGUGCUGGCACAGCAACUGCUCGAUUGGCACUGCCGGUUUCAGAUCAUUGACAAUUCCUGCCUGCACGUAUCGGACAUUUCGGCUAAACUGUGGGGCAGCUAUUCGUUCAAUGGGGAAAGCUGCCAGGCACACAUCAACAUGCGGUACGGCUUCCAGGCGCUCGUUAGCUGUCUGAUCGAAGAGAUCGGCAUGGAGAAGAUCGUAUACAAUAAGGCGAUUUGCGAGAUCCGCUGGUUGGAUGGCCGCAGCAAGGUGAUUGUGAAGUGCACCGAUGGAACGAUUUAUUGCUGCCAGCAUCUGAUCGUAACGUUCUCGCUGGGCGUACUGAAAGACACGAUGGAUCAACUGUUUCAACCGAACCUACCGGCAAGCUACAGUCGCUCGAUUCGCAGCAUCGGAUAUGGGACGAUCGAUAAGAUUUUUCUCCAGUUUGAGGAUGCGUGGUGGGGCAAAGCGGAAGGGAUACAGCUGGUGUGGCGGGAUGAGCUGCGGAAGGAUUCGCACUGGACACGCUUCAUCUCGGGAUUUGAUGUACUCAGUCCGGGUCCGCCGAACACACUGCUCGGUUGGAUCGGUAGCUAUGGAGCGCUCGAGAUGGAGGCGCUUAACGAUGAACAGAUCGUGAGCGACUGUGUGUUUAUUUUGGAGAAGUUUACCAAGAAGAAAGUACCUAAGCCUGUCAAUUAUUACUGCACAAGAUGGAACUCCAAUCGUUAUAUUCGUGGUUCUUACAGUUACACCUCGGUAAACUGUGAUCACGAGCAGAACUUCAUGUCCAACCUAACGGAAACGCUCAUAUGCAAUCAGUACGACAAAUCGGGUGAAGAAUCGCGCAAAAAGGAAUCCUUUCCAGCAAAUAAUGCUUCCUCGGCAGUAACACAAUCGACUACAAUCGGUACCGCCAGUAUGCGAACGGGGACGUCAACGAGCAACACCAGCGGUCACAGUACGAGCAGCAGUAAUAGCAGCAAUACACUAACUAGCGUCCCGAUAGCAAACCCUAGCACCCACAAUACUCCAAACAAAGUCGUCCAGAAGACAGCUGAAUCUUUAGCCAAUGCUCCGAGCAAUUCGAGUACCGGUUCCACCACAACCACACCCGGUACGAAAGGGACAGGUACGAGCAAUAGUAACGUUAACAGCAGCACCAAAACCAGUGCCACAAUCCAUUUUGCCGGUGAAGCAUGUCACGAACGGUACUUCUCGACCGUACACGGUGCGUACCUGUCCGGGAUGGAACAGGCGAAGAAAAUUAUGAUGCUCAAUCAACAAUAA